GUUCUAUCAUCUGCUAAAUUCUCAUUGCAUGCACUUUUUUCCAGGGAAGAGAAAAUGGGGAAAGCACUUAGGUGGUGUUUGGUUUUGACAUGCCUUUUGGUUCCUCUAGCAGGUGAUGGAUUGGAGAUGAACUUGAAGAAUUAUUGUGAGAGUUGGAGGAUGAAUGUGGAACUGCACAACAUUAGGGAGUUCCAAGUUGUGCCUGAAGAAUGCACUGAGUACAUUGGAAAAUAUGUCACUUCAACACAGUACAAAGUGGACUCACAGAGGGCAACUGAAGAGUGUCUGGUUUAUCUCAGCACAAGCUGUAAUCUGAAGAAAGAUGGAUUCGAUGCUUGGAUCUUUGACAUCGAUGAUACCUUGCUUUCAACUCUUCCUUACUACGAGGAUAAUCUCUAUGGGGGAAGGAAACUGAGUGUGACAUCUCUAGAGGAAUGGAUGAAAAAGGGUAAUGCACCUGCUCUUGAUCACUCGUUGAAGCUUUACAAUGAACUUAAAUCCAGGGGUGUGCAAAUCCUUUUGGUUACUUCAAGGAAGGAGCAUCUCAGAUCAGCCACAAUUGACAACCUUGUAAAAGUUGGUUACUAUGGUUGGACUAAAAUUAUCUUUAGGGAUCCUGCAAAUGAAUUGGUAUCAGUGAAAAAGUAUAAAUCUGAUGUGAGAAAGAAAAUAAUAAAUGAUGGUUAUCGCAUUUGGGGCAUUCUGGGGGACCAAUACAGUAGCAUUGAAGGAAUUCCAAGCCCCGAAAGGGCAUUUAAACUCCCAAAUCCAAUUUACUAUGUUGCCUAAUGUGUAAUUGUAUUGUUUCUUCCUCAUUUACAACUUUUAUUAAAGAGUAACUUGUUCCAUGCAAUUGGACAUGUAGAUGGUCCAGAAAUAAAAUUAAUUUACAGUAUAAAUGUCUUGUGAAAUCUUACUUCAAAAGUUAGUUAAUUAUGCUUCAGAUCCCCUAAAUAUGGUUAAUUUCUUACAAAUUCUAAUUUAUACAAAUCAAGCUCUCAUUCCAAUAACAGAAUUUUAAUUUUAAUUUACUCCCUCCAUUUCAAGUUAUGUAUAAUUUUUUUUUUCAAUUUUUUACAUGAUUGUAUUUGUGUGCAGAGUGAAAACAUAAAUCCAAAAAUGAAUAUAUAUGAAAUGGAGAAAAAUGAAAGGAAGUGUGAAAAAUAAAAAUAAAAUAAGAAGUGAGACUAUUUGUUUGAGGAGAAAAUAACAUCAAAAUAAAGGAAAUUGGAUCAAACAUAAUCUUCCACCGGUUCUAUAUUACAGGAUGCAAAUCCACAUGAUAAUUACUAGAACAACAAAAAUCUGAUACGCAAUUCAAGACCCAAAAAUCAGAAGCAUGAAAUGGAUAACUGUAUUAACAGAGUUUUAUGGAGGAAAAUGUCCUGAGCCCAGGCAUGCAAAUAACAAACCAGA
Vigna radiata var. radiata (mung bean) is the source of this 1416-nucleotide messenger RNA. RefSeq names its product acid phosphatase 1-like. The transcript has 3 exons. The record is from RefSeq and is a predicted model, not a curated record. Bases 55 to 789 code for a protein of 244 amino acids. NCBI's taxonomy places the organism in Eukaryota, Viridiplantae, Streptophyta, Magnoliopsida, Fabales, Fabaceae. Gene Ontology annotation, molecular function: acid phosphatase activity.